UUGCCAGCGGGGCCCUGACGGACGUAGCCCCGCUCUUUGGCGUGCGGGCUUGGCCGUCGCGCUGGUCGACUCCCGCAGCGGAUGUGUACUAUAGUGCCCGUUUCGGUGGCCUGGCUGGGCACUCGCAGACGGUGCACCGCGGCGAGUUUCGAGCACUCUUGCUUGCCGUUCAGGGGUCGGCUGGCCCCACCCUGUACGUGUCCAACACCUUGGCGGUCUCCGAGGGCUGGGGGGGCAGGUACGACCAGGAGUUCGCGCGACGGCCGCGCAGCGAGUUCGUGGUCUCCCAUGUCUUCUCGCACAUUGGCCCCGAGGAGGCCGCAGCCCUCGGAGCCGACUACUGGGUCGUGCAGUGCAGCGCCGUGGCGGACACGAUCGCCAGGGUCGCCGCCAGCCUGGUGCGGCCUCCAGCGGAG
Molecule: messenger RNA, 416 nt
Organism: Prorocentrum cordatum
Lineage: Eukaryota; Dinophyceae; Prorocentrales; Prorocentraceae
Source: the annotation of a GenBank genome assembly